AUGGCUUACCGGUUGCUGUCCUUGGCCCUCGCGGCCCCUCUUAUCACGCUCUCCGCGGCUGAGAGCACAUCUCGACGCUCUAUCACGUUUCAGGGCCCGCUAGAAGUAGAGCAUGGUGGUGCUCAGAACAUCAAUGUAUCUUACCAUGAGGAUGUCGACGGUGAGCUUACGAUCGUUUACGGCAACUGCGAUAUGACAUCACUCGACGAGGCCCAUCACCAGGUUGGCCGAACGCAUGUUGGCAGACACCCUCAUGCUAAACGACACGUCGACUGGCAAGCGCAGAGGCCAACCAAGUUUGUCUGGGUGGCACCCUCGAACGUUCCAGACGGAUGUCUUCACGCCUUCGUGGACGGACAGCUCGCAGGGCAGUCGCAGGAGCUGCGGGCUAAGAAGCGCAUGGUUCGUCGCAGACUGAGUUUCGCCGACGUCGCCGACCCCAUGGGACCUUGGUUUGAUGGCGUCGAAUACCUGCAGCAAAAGCAGCCGGACGAAGUGUUCGUGGCGCAGGUCAAGGACAAGAAAUUCGGCAUUCUGGGAGCCGGAAUCUCCGGUCUGUUCACAGCGCUCAUCCUCGACUCUGUCGGCAUCCACAAUUGGAAAAUUCUCGAGUCCUCCCACCGUAUCGGAGGCCGCAUGCUGACGAGCUACUUGAAUGGCACGAGCCCGGACGAUGGCCAAUACCACGAACUGGGUCCCAUGCGUUUUGCAGACGAGAUCACUGACCCUACCACGAAUGAAACGUUCCCCAUCAUGGAUCAGCGUAUGAUCUAUCAAGUCGCCGAUGUUCUCAACAAGAUGAACGCAGGCAACGACUCGCUUCAAGUCAAGUUUAUCGACUGGAUCCAAACGGCCGCUAAUACGCCCGUGUCGACCACGAAGCGCCGACCCGAUGGCACAUUCCCCGGCAGGACGGAGAUCGCCACAAACCCUGCCUAUUUUGAGCCCGCUCAAUACUCCAACGCCACGGCUGUUGCUGAAGCUCAACAAGCGCUGGACGAUUUCAAGGGACUCACUCCAGAGCGCAUCAAGUUCUACGCUACCAACAUUUUCCAAGCACACAAGCAGGCCGUGGAGCAGGGCAUGUUUGACUUCUCCGAGGUCGAAUACCUCCGCCACGUUAUUGGUACCGAUCUUAACGUUACAGAUGAGACGACGCCUUCGCAGGUUGUGUGGCCCAUGUGGGAGUACGAGACCGUGUACUUCAUGGCCAAGAAGUGGAAGACCAUCAAGGGCGGGCUCAGCCGUAUGCCAGAAGCCUUCGCCCCGCUUGUGAAGGACCGUAUUCAAUUCGGAGCCAAGGUCCACGGCGUCAAGCACCACGCCGACAACAAGACGCUCACCAUCUCGUAUCGCCCGACCGGCAGCAACCCCCGCGAAGUUGUCUCCACCAGGGAAUCAUUUGACUACAUCUUCAACAGUGUGCCCUUCAACCUUCUCCGCUUCUGGGAGCUGCCUCCUCACUCAAGCCUCAUGCGCCGCGCCAUCGACCGCACCGUCUUUGACGGCUCUGUCAAGGUUGCCAUCCAGUACAAGACGCGCUUCUGGGAGCAUCUCGAGCACCCCAUCAUCGGCGGCUGCGGUCGCGUCAAUGUGCCCCUCAUCGGCCAGAUUUGCUACCCGUCAUGGGACAUCAACUCCACAGGCCCCGGUGUGCUGCUCGCGUCGUACGUCGCCUCGUAUGACGCCACGGUCGCGUGCGCCAUGUCCGACGAGGAGCACAUUGCCUACAUCCAGCGCGCCAUGGUUGAAAUCCACGGCCCCGCAGCCGAGGAGAACUGGACGGGUAACUGGGAGAGACACUGCUGGGAGCACGAUGAGCAUCACGCCGGGUCAUGGGCCGUGCCCAUCGUGCCGCAGCAGCAGCUGUACCUGCCGGCGUUCUUCCACACCGAGUUCAACACGGUCUUCAUCGGCGAGCACACGAGCUACACGCACUCGUGGGUGUUCAGCGCGCUGGAGAGCGCAACGAGGGGCUCGGUGCAGAUGCUGCUGGAUCUGGGACUGGUCGACGAGGCGAAGGAGGUGACGAGGACGUGGAUGGCGCGGUGGAUCAGCGUGUAA
Verticillium alfalfae VaMs.102 is the source of this 2064-nucleotide messenger RNA. Its product is annotated as L-amino-acid oxidase. The record is from RefSeq and is a predicted model, not a curated record. Gene Ontology annotation, biological process: amino acid catabolic process. The transcript has 2 exons. Bases 1 to 2064 code for a protein of 687 amino acids. NCBI's taxonomy places the organism in Eukaryota, Fungi, Ascomycota, Sordariomycetes, Glomerellales, Plectosphaerellaceae. Gene Ontology annotation, molecular function: L-amino-acid oxidase activity; polyamine oxidase activity.